AUGGCCGACAAUGAUCUUUCUGACAUUCAAAUCCAGCAAUUGUUGAAGGAUGCUGAGGAGCGGAUGAGAAACACGAAGCAAGUCAUCACCAGUGAUGACGGCUCUACCAAGUUUUCUCUUCCAAACCUUGGUAAAUCUUCAACAUCUGCGAUUGCUCCAUAUAUCACUUCGGCAGGACAUACUGCACGCGUGGACACUUCUCAACUCGUACCUACCAAUGAGCGAAAGCUUGCCAACGGUGUGCGAACGGUGGAAGAUCCUGUCAUUAUGAAGGCAAAGGUUCUUGCGGAACAACAAGCUACUGCUGGAGCCAAGUGGUACAACAUGCCCAAAACACUAGUUACUCCUGAGCUCAAACGCGACCUUCAACUUCUCCGUCUUCGAAGUGUAUUGGACCCGAAACGGUUUUACAAGAAAGACUCAGCGAGAGCGGAAGUUCCCGAGUACUCUCAAGUGGGCACCGUCAUUGAAGGUCCUACCGAAUAUUUCUCUUCUCGACUCACCAACAAGGAACGCAAACAGACUUUCGUCGAACAAGUCCUUGCUGGCGAGCAGUCGAACCACAAGUUCCGCAACAAGUACAAUGAUAUCCAAGCUGCGAAGGCUAGUGGCAAAAAAGAACAUUACAAGAAGAUGAAGGCCUUGAGAAAAAGAAGGCUUGAUCAAAUAUUGACACGGGCAUCCUGUCCGCUUGAAAGCUCUAUUGCUAUCAUCACACCGAUAUUCUUAGUAGGUCUUGUGCUACGUGAAGUGGCCACUGGGGGACAAUCCAUAUGA
Messenger RNA from Sclerotinia borealis F-4128, 777 nucleotides. The record is from the annotation of a GenBank genome assembly. NCBI's taxonomy places the organism in Eukaryota, Fungi, Ascomycota, Leotiomycetes, Helotiales, Sclerotiniaceae.